UACCGCUCCGCCGUCUCUGGGCACACUGCAUUGUUGUUGCUCGGCGAGGAAAUACUAUUAGUAUUUUUUUUCGUUCAUCCUGAAAGUUUAAGUGGACGAGACGAGCGGCGGCCGACUCGACCCCUAGCCGAAAUUCAGAAAGUCUAUUGCUUUGGUCGAGAACAGAUUGUCAGGGAACUUAACUUCAUUUACGCUCCUAAACAAACGGCAAAGGUAGCCUUUCAAAAACGAAUUAAAUCGAAAUCCAAAUAGAAAUAGAAAUAGAAUUAGAAAAGCCAUAAGCGCAAGUUAACGAGACAAGACAACAACAAUUCGAUUCGGCGGUUUUUGUUUUUUGCCAGUGUGUGUUUGUGCUACGCUGUGAGUGUGCAUUAGUGUGUGUCCGGUGCUCCUGUUGUUGUUGUUCUUGUUGCUGUUGUUGUCGCUUAUUGUUGUUCUUGCUGUUAUUGUUGCUGUUGUUCGCAAGGCACAAUAACACAGGCUCAUACAAUUGCGAAUAUUUAGAAAAAGCAAAGCAUAUACAUAUGUGACAACAAACGCCAGGGAAAAACAGGAAAGCUGAGCAAAGGAAAACCAAAUAAGAAAACAAGCAAUCGAGAAAUUGUGAAGCGGCAACUGAAGCAGCAACAUGGACAUAUUGAAUGAGUUCAGCAAUGUAUUCUGGAGUACGCACAUCUGGCUGCCGCCGAACACAACCUGGGCGGACAUUGCGCCCGGCUCGCGUCCAGAUGUGGUGCACGCAAACUACAAGGACCUCAUCUGGCCCAUUCCAUUCGCCGCUGUCGUCAUGCUGGUCCGCUACACGCUGGAGCGUUUCUGGAUAUCGCCCGUAGGCAAAUCACUGGGCAUACGUAGUUCUAGGCCUAAGAAAGCGGCAAAUGUUCCUAUUCUGGAGAAGACCUAUGGCAAAUCGACGCGAUUGGACAAGAAAAAGCUGGUUCCGCUGUCCAAGCAGACAGAUAUGAGCGAGCGCGAAAUCGAGCGCUGGUGGCGUUUACGCAGGGCCCAGGAUAAGCCGUCGACGCUGGUGAAGUUCUGCGAGAACACGUGGCGCUGCAUUUACUAUCUGUACAGCUUCAUCUUUGGCGUGAUCGUGCUGUGGGACAAGCCCUGGUUCUGGGAUGUGAAGAGCUGCUGGUACGGCUACCCGCAUCAGUCGAUCAGCAAUGAUAUCUGGUGGUACUACAUGAUUUCGAUGUCCUUCUACUGGUCACUCACUGGCACCCAGUUCUUCGAUGUGAAACGCAAGGACUUCUGGCAGAUGUUUAUCCAUCACAUGGUCACCCUGCUCCUAAUGUCGCUCAGCUGGGUAUGCAAUCUGCAUCGCGUCGGUUCGCUCGUCCUGGUCGUUCACGAUUGCGCCGACAUCUUCUUGGAGGCCGCCAAACUCACCAAAUAUGCCAAAUAUCAGAAGCUCUGCGAUGCGAUCUUUGCCAUCUUCACAGUGGUGUGGAUUGUUACGCGUCUGGGCUUCUAUCCACGCAUCAUUUACAGCUCAUCUGUGGAAGCACCGCGCAUUCUGCCCAUGUUCCCAGCCUACUACAUCUUCAACUCACUGCUUCUGAUGCUGCUCGUCCUGCACGUCAUCUGGACAUACAUGAUCCUCAAGAUCGUUGUCGACUCUCUGCAGAAGGGUCUGAUGUCCGGUGACAUACGUUCCAGUGAUAGUGAGGAUCUCACAGACAGUUCGGGGAAUGCACGUCUGACCAAUGGCUCGGCGCGCUCGAAGAACAAGUCGAACAGCAGUGCGCCAUCGGAUAAGGGAUCUGUCGGAGGAGCAGGAUCAAGAGCAGGAGCAAGAGCUGCGACAACGGAACGGAGAGAGGAGUAGCUGAGACACCAAUACCACUAGUAGGGGCCACACUUCCCGAGAGCAGGCGCAACAACAACAGCAAACAAACAAAAUCCACACACACCCCAAACACACACCACGAACACACACACAUACACAUGCACGCACGCACACAGACGCAUACAAAAAAACCAAACCAGUUCAGAACGUUUUUAUGUUAAUUAUUAUUUUUUUUAUAUAUACAUCUUUUUUAAGGUUAACAAAAAAGAAACAACACGAAAACCAAAAGAAAUUUCAAUAAAUGCGAGAAAAUUGAUGCGUAACGAUCCACUUGUACAUCGUUAUUGAUUAAAACUACUA
Messenger RNA from Drosophila mauritiana, 2152 nucleotides. Its product is annotated as ceramide synthase 6. Lineage: Eukaryota; Metazoa; Arthropoda; Insecta; Diptera; Drosophilidae. Gene Ontology annotation, cellular component: membrane. Gene Ontology annotation, molecular function: sphingosine N-acyltransferase activity; DNA binding. The coding region runs from base 629 to 1831 and encodes 400 amino acids. Gene Ontology annotation, biological process: ceramide biosynthetic process. The record is from RefSeq and is a predicted model, not a curated record. The transcript is spliced from 6 exons.